Molecule: messenger RNA, 6116 nt
Organism: Lytechinus pictus (painted urchin)
Lineage: Eukaryota; Metazoa; Echinodermata; Echinoidea; Temnopleuroida; Toxopneustidae
Product: conserved oligomeric Golgi complex subunit 2-like
Exons: 18
Coding region: 145-2364 (739 amino acids)
Biological process (GO): intra-Golgi vesicle-mediated transport; Golgi organization; protein transport
Cellular component (GO): membrane; COG complex
Source: RefSeq, a predicted model, not a curated record
ACUGAAUGUAGCCUGUCUGUAGUAUAGUAGUCUGUGUACAGUGGACGUGGCGCUGCGUAGGGCCUGGUUAAAGUUACCGAGUUGAGCUGAAUACUGUGUUUCAGACGAUAUAAUUUCACCUAUUUUAUUUCUUCAGUCACUGAAAUGUCUUUGAAUUUGAAGCUGCUGCCGAUUGGGACAGAUCAGACAUCACUUUGCUUUGAUCAGGAUGUAUUUAUGAGGGAUGACUUUGAUGUGGAUAGUUUUGUUGCAGAAUGCAGGCAUCAUGUGCAGUUAGAAACCUUGCGAGAGGAUCUGCACAUUUAUUUUAAGACCCUCAAGAAUGCCAUGGUGGAACUUAUCAAUAAAGACUAUGCUGACUUUGUCAAUCUCUCAUCAAAUCUGGUUGGAAUGGAUAAGGCAAUUAGCAAUCUCUCAAUCCCUCUUGGUCAGCUCAGAGAAGAAGUUAUGAGUGUUCGAUGUGCAAUUGAUGAAGCUAUCCAUGAUGUUGAAGAGAAAAUGACUGCCAGGAACAGAACUCGUCAGAAGAAGGCAUGUUUGCAGAGGCUGAUGAAUAUAGUGAAGUCUGUUGAGAAGAUGGAGGGUAUUCUUAGGAUAACAGAAGAUAGCGAACCUCAGGAAGACAUAAGCAUUGAACUUACUGGCCAGCAAAUUGAAAGAGUGGCAUCAGAAUUCAACCAGCUACAGUACUAUGUCACUCAGAGCAAAGGGCUCCCUCUGGUGGAGAAAAUUAGACCUAGGAUAGCUGCUAUUACAGUGACUCUUCAGCAUAGCCUUGAGAAGUCAUUUAGGGAAGGCCUAGAAGCAGGUGAUACCAACGUCUUGCGGCAAUGUCUGAGAACGUAUGCAACCAUUGAUAAAAUGAGGGAUGCUGAGGCUCUCUUUAGACAGAUUGCUGUCAAACCAUAUUUAGAUGAGAUCAUCAGUGAGAGUUUCCUUCACAACCACCCUCAGGGUCUGAAAGGAAUGUAUUCCAGAAUCUUAGACUUCAUCCCUAAGCACUGUGACCUUAUCAGGAAGGUCACAUCACCAAGUCAAAGUGCCAGUGGCCAGGAGAUAGUAAGAGGUUAUGACUUUCCAGUCAAUGCUGCUUGGCCUGAGAUAGCCAGUAGUCUAGAGACUAGAACACCAUCCAUCUUUGCUCCAGGCAAUCCUGAUAUAUUUCACCAGAAAUUCCUAUUGACCCAAGACUUUGUGAAUGGGUUUGAGCGUCAGUGUGGCUCCCAGGCCAGCGUGCGUCGUCUCAGGUCUCAUCCAACAUACAGUGCUUUCAUGACCAAAUGGAGCCUUCCUGUAUACUUCCAAUUAAGGUUUCAAGAGAUAGCUGGUCAGUUUGAGGCAGCACUGAUGUCUCCAUUCAGCAUUGCACCAGAUGGUUCCAAGUAUCAGUUAUCUGCCAGCCAGGUAUUGUGGGAGUGUCUUCAGAGGUGUUGGCAUGACAACGUCUUCCUAACCCCUCUGUGUCAUCGAUUCUGGAAGCUGACACUUCAGCUCCUGUCAAGAUAUGCCGUCUGGGUGGAUGAGGUUUAUAACACUGAGAUCACAGAGGAAGGCAGAAAGGCAGCUGAAGAGAAAAGACAGCAGCAGGCAGCAGCCAAAAUGGAGCCCAAGGCUGAAGGGGAUGGAGGAGAACGUUCUACACCAUCACCUGUCCCGUCAGGUCCCCCUCCUGCUACUCUUUCUCAACUUGUCAAAAUGGUGGCUGAUAUUGAUAGCAUCACAGCUGGGCUUCCAGAAGUUUUCAAGGAACACAUCAAGCCAAAGCUUGUGUCAGUUAACUGCACAGAAUUCACUUCAUUAGAAGAAGCUAUGGAAGACAGUGCAUCAGCUAUGCAGACUCGUUUGGAAGCCACCAGCUUACAUGUAACCCAGGAGGUUGGUUCACUCUGUGUGAUUCAUCUCAAAGGAGCCAAUGAUAUACCUAGACUCUACAGGAGGACCAAUAGAGAGGUUCCAAGUAAACCAUCAAGCUAUGUCAGCAGCACCCUAAAGCCUCUGCAAACAUUCCUUGAAGACCACCAAGCCAUUCUGUCAAGCAGCAGGAGAAAGGAUUGGACUCUAGCUGUUAUUUCAAACAUCACAAAAGAGUAUCUAGCAAUCAGCACAGAACUCCUGACGUCAGUCAAGAAGAUGGAAGAUAGUUUGAAGAGACUCAAAGCUCUCAAGAAGACGGGUGCUACAUCAGGGACCACACCUAACCAAGGAAUGUCAGAUGACGACAAGAUCAGGUUGCAGCUAGCUCUGGAUGUUAGGUUCUAUGCUCAACAGAUUGAUUCUCUUGGUUUGGUCAGUACAGAAAUCUCAGUUUUCCAGGAACUCAGUACUUUGGUUGAAGCUACAGUGAAUCAGUCGACAUCAAGUUGAAUUGUCUUACUGCAAUAUUUACCUAUUCAAUUCUUUAUUAUGUAUUCAUGGCACAAACUUCAAUUAGAUAAGCUUGAAGCUAGAUUGAAACAUGGACGAGGUUAUGUUCAAAUUCAGUGUUUUGGAACUUUCAUUUGGAAUACAUUAUAAUGUGUCGACACCAGACAUUUGAAAAGUUCUGGAAGUGCUUGCGAUGCAUCUUCAUCCUACUAUGCUAUGCCAGGAAUGAACAUUCCUUAGCCCAUUUGGGUUUAUUUGGGCCAUUGAAAGUGAGCCAAUGGCCUAUAAUCCCAACGCUUAUUGAAUUUAGUCAUAGUCUAUGUCUGGACUAUUGUUUGUGUACGGUAAAUCAAAUGUGCCUAUAACUUGAAUAUCAACUGUUACAUUUAGCUAUCCAUUCUUGAACCACAAUAUUAGACCAUGAAACGAGAGAUGAAAGUAUGGGCCAAUGACAUUACCAAUAAGGCAAUGUGUCGAUUAUAUGGAGCAAUACAUAAGGUCUAGUGGUCAUAAAACUCAUUCUUCCUGAGGUGAUAGAUAACACCCAUCACUUUAUGGUAUUGAGUUAUGCCCGGUUGACACUUGCAUGCAUUGUGGUGCCCGCAUUACCCCGCAUUGGUGCAUACCAGUGUAGGACACUUUUUGGCACGACUUGGCCGUAUCAGUACAUGCACUGUCCCAACACGUUCACGACAUGUUUCCGCAUGCUUGCGCAUAGUUCACUCACUGUCCCGACGUGCUUUCGGCAAAUAUUCUUGACACCUUAUUCUGUGACAUAUCUAGCGCAAAUUUAAAUAUUCAAACGUUCUGGUGUUGACACCCUCUACAUUCGUUGAUUAUGACGACUUAAACCGAUCACGUGGUCUGCACUCACAAUUUUGUGCCCAUCAUUUGCAAACUAUGCAUGAAGUAUGAUUAGCUUAUGCGCAUAGUAUGCGCGACCCUGUCUUGAACUAGUCGUGAAUUGCAUGCCAUUACCCCUGGGGGUGUGCCUAUUAUUUUGAUUUCGAUGCCACACAGUGGCACAACUACGUUGAGUAUAGUCCAUGAAAACAUGUUGAAUAUUUUGGCACGCACCUAUCUGCAAGCUGGCACGCAUAGUUCGUGCAUUGGCCCGCAUGAGUGCGUGCCCAUGUGCAAACUAAGCGGGAACCACAAUGCGUGUGUCAACCGAGCUUAACCCAUGAAUAGUAGACAGUGAAUCUGUUUAAUCUAAUGUCUUUUGUACAGGGACUCCUUGGUUCCAGUGUCCUAAUUUGUGUACAUAAAAUAUCAUUGAGUCUUCUAGAAAUCUGCUUUACUUUACAUCCAUUUGACAAUGCAGAAUUUUCAUCAAAAUUCUAAAUUAUAGAAUAUAAAUGAUUUCAUAUUUUUUCUUAAAACAAGAGCAAUGUAAUGAUAAAUACAGAAUAAUACAGUAGUUAUUGAAUAAAGAUGUGUAAAUUAGGAAUUGCAGUUGUCAAUUUGCAGUAAUACUUAAUGCACAAUUUUAAUGUAAUAUAUUGAUUGGUGGUGGUGAUUUUUUUACCUGAUUGCUAAUAAAGCAUGAAUGCUUGUAAGCAAGCAACCAGAGGACCGACGGCUUAAGGUCCCCUCCGAAGGACCUGGUACUGAGGAUUAAUGCCUUACCAAAGGGCACUAGCGCACCAAGUGGGAAUCGAACCCGGGUCACCGGAAUACGAGUCCCCCGCUCUACCGACUGAGCUAUCGCGCCUCCAAUUAUAUAUCAGGAAUGCCACUUUUUAUUAAAACAUAAGUAGGAAUUCCUACCCAUUCAUCAUUAUCUUGGCUAAAGAAAACACACUUUUGUGUACUAAAGGGGUCCCAUAUAAAAUGAUUUUCCUAUUGUUUUGGUGUCAAUUCUAGGGUUCAUUCUUUGGUUAGUGGUUCAUAAAGCGGUUUGUAAGUUACACAUGACUUACCGCACCACUGUUGACCCUUUCUUGUGCUAUAUAAGAUUCUAAUUUUGUAUUCGUCUUUGUUUUGGUUGAAAUCCAAUCAUUUUAGAUAAGGUUCUCAUGGUUAAUAAGCAUUUAACUUAGUUUUUUAUUUGAUUGAAACGUUCACUCGUAUUAUGUUAGAACCAGAGAAAUUUGAAGUAUAUAUGAGGUAUCUAUUUCAUUAAGCAUACAAAAAUGGUCAGCAGUCAUGCACAAAUUAACGUAUGACCAGCUUUAUGAAAUGAACGCUAGAUAUAUACAAUUAUUAGGAUACCAAACUGAAGGAAAGUUUUAAUUUGAAAUUUGUGUAAUAUCUUAAUGUAUUGCCCCCUCCUUCAAUAAUGUCAAGUGCUAUGUAACUACAAAAUUAAAUUCAAAGUAAAGAAGUUUGCUUCUUGUGUUUUCCAUAUCGUUGCUGGGAUGUUAAAACCUCUCAAUUAAAAAAAAAUUGAGGGAGCUCAUAAGAAGCUGUAUUUAAAAAAAAUAUGGCAAUGAUAGCCACCUUGUAUUGGUGAAGUAGUCUCCUUAUUCCUGUAGUGAAAUUUUUUUAGGCCAAAAAAUGUUGCCACUUAUAUCACAACUAUAAAAUCAAGCUUUUAUUCAGCUGUCCUCCAAAUUUGUAAAUUUGAGUUACAAGGUUUUAACAGCUAGAAAGUGCUGUAUGAUUAAAUUACUUAACUGUGAAAGUAUGAAUAUUCUGCUAGGUUAUGGCAUACUUCAGAUCUAGGCUUACUGUUCAUCAUCAUCAUUUGAAAAUGUAAAAAAAUCUUGCAAUGUUUCUCUCUCCCUCUCUCUCAUAACCUCAUUCACAUCAUUUGUGAAUAAAAUAAUGUAUGUUUUGUAUUUUCUGACAACAGGAAAUCAGGUAUUUCUUGGAAAUUAUGUUGACAGAGAUAGAAUUUGUAUUGACAUUUUGCAUGCAUAAUAAAGGUUUCUUUUUUUCUGUAGGCCUAGUGUAUAUUUGCCGUAAAUGCCAAAAUAUUAAAUGGUCAUAUUAAAAUUAUUUGUAUCUACUUUAAGGCAAUACUUUUAUACUUACAGUUUAGUUAUAGAUACUCAUUGUGUAUACUAACUUUUUUGUCCAACAAUGCUGAAUUAGAGUAGUUGUGUUUAAUAUUUCAUUAUAGGUAGUGCAAUUCCUUAUUCAUUUCUUAUGGUUCUUGGCUAUGUUUUUAAAAAUUUGUUUCAGAUCAAACAUUCUCAUGGCAAUGUAAUUCUAUCAGCAUUCACACUUUGUACUUUAGAUAUUCUCAAUCAAAUUAAAACUUUGUUUAUCAUUGAUUUUUUUAUUUCGAUAAAUCUUAUUUAUAGAUAAACAUUAUUGAUUAUAAAUGUAUAUGUACAUGAAAUAAAUAUACAUCUUGUAAAAAAAACUAUAUGACAAUAAAUAUAUAAUUGAAUGAAAUCAAGAACUCUUACUACAGUACAUGCUUAUUUUUAUUCAUGGGUUUUAACCCUAAUUCUCCGGGGGGGGGGGGGGCCAUAAUGGCCCCCCUCAACAAUUUUCACGAUAUAUCUGCUGCGCAAAUUAUUUUGACCUCGCCGCUCACUGACUUUUUACUUUCAAGUCUCGCACAAAUUUUGAGACCAAAUUUGUGACGCCUGGGUACGCGGUUACGACAUUACGCAACAUUAUGUAAGUGCAUGUCAGAUCCAAAAUUGCUCAUAAAUGUGAUUUCAUGUACAAAUUAAAUGCAUAUUGUAUAUUUAGCCAAAAUUCAUAAAUGUAUCAUUAUUUCUACUUUUACUGAUUAAACUUAAUCAAUUUUGCAUUGUUUAUGAUCCGAAUUAAGUCUGGAUCGAUUUCCAUCG